Messenger RNA from Pangasianodon hypophthalmus (striped catfish), 5350 nucleotides. It is a transcript of the gene grk1a, whose product is annotated as G protein-coupled receptor kinase 1 a. Gene Ontology annotation, molecular function: ATP binding; rhodopsin kinase activity. The transcript is spliced from 7 exons. Gene Ontology annotation, cellular component: cytoplasm. The record is from RefSeq and is a predicted model, not a curated record. NCBI's taxonomy places the organism in Eukaryota, Metazoa, Chordata, Actinopteri, Siluriformes, Pangasiidae. Gene Ontology annotation, biological process: signal transduction; protein phosphorylation; visual perception. Bases 858 to 2546 code for a protein of 562 amino acids.
GGUACCCUCAUUCACCCAGUAAUGGAAAUGUGCAGAGAUUCGUUGUGGUCACCUUGAAGCCUUGGAUAAGGCCAUGAGAUCUCAGCUUGAGUUUGAGUAAGAUCUUGGUACCUUAUCAAAGAGUAGGACCCAGCACAAUGCAGAGAUAAACUGUUUGGUUUUAGAGUUAACAUUCAACACGGGAAGCAAAUGCCAAGAUUUUUUCAGUGAGUGUGUUACUCACUUAAACACUUUAGCAGAGUAUUUGGCUUGAGAUUGGUAGGAAGAAGCUUAGUUACAAGAGAGUUCAUAACCCCUAAGAUAAUCUACUCCAGGGGUCAAGUGUGCCUCAUAAAGGCCAGAUAUUGUUAGGAAAGUAAUGUCACAAAGCAAACCAGAGUGAUCCACUUGACCAACAAGCCAUCUUGCUGUCUAUUUUUAAGUAUUAGAGUGAAUUGAUUUAACACAUAUUUUGGGUUUGAAAGUUGAGUCCUCAAGGGUUAACAUGGGGAAGGUAUUAUGGAGUUAGGAGAUAAGGGCUUUAUGAAAGGUGAUGAGACAGGCAGAUCUGGGUGCUCGAGUGUCUGUGCCAUAGGGCUUAGUCUUUCAUGCUACUGUCUGACCAAAGCCCCAAGCUGGAUUCUGCGGACACUUUCUCUGCCUGAAUCCUUCAAGACGCAAUUUCUCCAGGAUUCUGAGUCCCCUGGGAUUUGAUGUCUGGUUAUCCUGUCUAUUUCCCUUUGUCUCCUUUAUUGGCACUCUGUCUAUUUGGAGAGAAGUGCUGAGUCCCAAUGCUCAAGGCCUGAACCAGAAUAGUUGUUUUUCUGCUCAAUUAGUUGUAUUUUCUCCCAGUCAAGUUCACCCGUUGAGUUGACACCAUGGAUAUUGGUGGUCUUACAACAGUGGUAGCCAACUCGGCAUACAUCUCAGCUCGUGGAAGCUUCGAUGGCACAGCAAACGCAGCAGCAAAUCGGGACAAGAAGUACCAUGCCAAGCUCAAACUGCCUCACAUCACAGUAUGUGAGGGCCUUAGGGAGACACUGGACCUCCAGUUUAACAGUAUCUGUGUCGAACAACCCAUUGGCAAGCGCCUGUUCCAGGAAUACUUAGAAACAACUAAUGAGUACAAGGGGCCCUGUCGCCUAUGGAAGGAUGUGGAGGAAUAUGACACGGCUGAGGACAAGGAUCGUGUCAGUAAGGCUGCCAAGAUCCUCCAACGCUACAUGGACCCUGCAGCCAAGUACUUCUGUCCCUUUCUCCCUGAAAAUGACAUCACCAAGGUGAAAGAGCGGCAUGCGAAUGCUUCAGAUGACCUGUUUGUUGACAUUCUAGCCUGCGUUCUUGAUUUCCUUAAGGAGGUCCCAUAUACCUUCUACCUGGAGACCAUGUACUUCAAGAGGUUCCUGCAGUGGAAGUGGCUGGAGAUGCAGCCCAUUGGUGAGGACUGGUUCCUGGACUUCCGCGUGCUUGGGAAGGGGGGCUUCGGCGAGGUGUCUGCCUGCCAGAUGAGGGCCACAGGAAAGAUGUAUGCCUGCAAGAAGUUGAAUAAAAAAAGGCUUAAGAAGAGGAAAGGGAAUGAGGGUGCCAUGGUGGAGAAAAGGAUUCUGGCUCGUGUUCAUAGUAGAUUCAUUGUUUCCCUGGCCUACGCCUUCCAGACCAAAACGGAACUUUGUCUGGUCAUGACCAUCAUGAAUGGAGGAGACCUGAGGUACCACAUUUAUAAUGUAGAUGAGAAUAAUCCAGGCUUUGAUGAGCCCAGGGCAUGUUAUUAUACAGCUCAAAUCAUUCAAGGGUUGGAGCACCUUCAUCAGAAGAGAAUCAUCUACAGAGACCUGAAACCAGAGAAUGUUCUUCUGGACAAUGAAGGUAAUGUGCGUAUCUCUGACCUUGGUUUGGCUGUGGAGUUAGCAGACGACCAGGAGAAGACGAAAGGCUACGCUGGGACUCCAGGAUUCAUGGCCCCUGAGUUGCUGAAAGGAGAUGAGUAUGACUACUCUGUAGAUUACUUUACUCUUGGAGUCACUCUCUACGAGUUCAUUGCCGCCAAAGGCCCCUUCAGGACUCGAGGAGAGAAGGUGGAGAACAAAGAGGUGAAGAAGCGCAUCCUGAAUGACCCAGUAACCUACACAGAGAAGUUCAGUGAGAAUGCGAAGUCCAUAUGUGAAGCCUUGCUAGCUAAGGAAGUGGACAAGAGGAUGGGCUUCAAGAAUAGGACUUGUGAUGAGCUGCGUGCGCACCCUUUCUUCAGCAGCAUCAAUUGGAGGAAGCUGGAUGCAGGAAUUCUGCCACCUCCGUUUGUCCCUGAUUCUAAGACCGUGUAUGCCAAGGACCUUGAUGAUGUGGGAGCAUUCUCCACUGUGAAAGGAGUCAACCUGGAAGAUUCGGAUAAGGAGUUUUUCGAUGAGUUUGCCUCUGGAAAUAUCUCCAUACCUUGGCAGGAGGAGAUGAUUGAGACAGGAAUCUUUGGCGAGCUGAAUGUGUGGGGUCCUGGAGGCACAGUGCCCAACGAUCUACGGCGUGAGUCUCUCCUGGAGCAGCCAAAGUCUUCCACAUGUACCAUAUCAUAAAUGCUUCUAUAUAAAGAGAACUCUUUCCCCUUUCCUUAAUGUUCUCUGAUUGGGUUGAUGCCUGGACAUAAAGAGAUUCAGGAAUGACCAGAAGGAUAAAGUUAUUUCAUGUUGUCAUGUUUUUAUCAACAAAAAUGGACUGCAGAACAGCUUUUAACAAGCAUUAACAUGUUAAUACAAGCUUUGAACAGAUGAAAGAAAAGAAUUGGUGGUGCAUUGAUGAGUAACACUUAUUCCACAGCGCUGUUGAAUUUUCGAUUCUGUUGGGUCACGACGGUGUUAAUUACUUUUCUGACAGUAGUGCCAGCUCUAAGGCAAAACACAGGUUCUAUUUCACCCCCACCAGGGGCAGUGUCUAACACCUGAAUAUCCUCUAGUGUACAUGUGCACAUGUACUGAGACCUUCAACAAGUGAUGUAGUGUUUGCUGGUUCUACACAAAGUAUUUUCUUGUUCAGAAAACGAAGGCAGCACCCGUCCUAUUCUAGGCCAGCUUGGUUCCUGAAAGUCCUCUCCUUUUGCAUGCUAGCAUAGUCAAAUGUUGUUCAUUCCAUGUAGCCAAAAGACAGGUCAGUAGAUCUUGCAUCACAGCAUGUCUCAGACAUCACAACGCUUGCCAGCAGUAUGCAAGUGGGUUGCUCCUGUACACGCGAACCCAGUUUCUAUUGAGGAUGCUGGACUUGUUGACUGCAGUCAUAUCAGUGGUUCCCUUGGGCCUGCUGGGACUGAGGGGCUACUUGAAAUCAGGGGCAUGUGGCCAAAUCCUAGGCUCAAUCAACAAAGAUGCAGUCUCAUCUCAAUGAAAGUGGUACAGACCCAUAAAGAGAUGGUCACCAUCACCAAGGAUGCCUCCUUCACUGGAUUGGGAGCAGUGUGGUAUCACAGGAGGCAUGCCGACCCUCAGUGUGAAGUCAGAACACAUUAAACUGCUGACUAUUGCGUUCUGUCUAACUGUUCUGUGACACUUUCCAUUUGGGCAAUUCAGCAAUGGUGAGGCGCAUAAAUCACCACAGAUGCACAAGUUAAAAAAAAUUUGCUCUCCACGUUAUAUGGAAGCUCUUCCAGUGGGCUCAAUGAUGGCUAGCCUCACUGACAUGUGAGUACAAUGGGGCUGCAGACAUGCUGUUCAGGCAGCACAGAGUCGUGCUAGCAUUCAGAGGUGGUGCAACAGGUCUGGGAAAAUUUUGGCCAGUGAAAGGUGGACCCUUUUCCUGGUGUCUUGUUGGCUCAUUUUCCUCAGCAGAGUGGGAAGGUCCUCAGGGACAAGAUGCACAUUCCUACCUCCUUUGCUGAUUCUGCCCAUGCUACACAUAAUUCAGCAAUCAAACCACAGAGUUCUGCUCAGGAUACCAGCAUGACCAGUGAAACCGUGGUUCUCACUGCUGCUUAUUCUAGUGGUUGGGACACCCUGGCAACUCCCUCCUCAGGCAGACUUGUUGUCUCAGAUGAAUGGGGAACUGUUCCAAAAAUGCUGUGUGCCCUGUUGAUUGCUGCCCAAUGCCCAGUGCUGCCUAACCCUCAAAGUCAGCCAUAGGUGAGUCAGUUCCUCACUACGUUGUCGCAGAGGGUAUCCAGAUGUUAGACACUGUGUCUGGCAGUCAGAAGGGGUGAAAUUCGAUUCUAUGGUCACCCAGUAGGCCCUCGGUGAGUAGGUUCCAGGAAGAGAAGUGGUGUGGUAUGAAUGUGUUUAUAGCAAAUACUACGUCACUGUCACUAGUGUUUAUAUUAAUGCACCUACUUAUAAAAAUUAUUGUUUCUAUAGUAACACCUCAUUCACAGUUACUUGCAUGGCAGACACACAACAUAAUCCAAUACUAAUAAUAAACAAAUGAAUCCCUGUGUUGUUAUUUAACAAGGAAAAACAUAUAAUUGUUGAUCUGUCAGUUUCACCCGAUGGGAAAGUCUUCAGGAGAGAGGGCUCUGUCAAGAUCUUUGACAAGAUCUGUUUUUUUUUGUUUGUUUUUUUUUUUGUCUUAUUCAUUUAAAGAGAGAGAAAAAAAGGCUUGUGAGGGAAUAACUGUUUAUAGCUGCUCUAAUAUAGUGAUAACAGGAAUUAACUUGUCUCACAACAAGUUAAAUGUAACUAUAAACGGUUUAAAGAACUGACAUGUCAUUGGUUAAUAAAUUUAAAAUUGUAAUCCUUGGCAAAUUGCUGUGGUACAAGAGGAAUAAAACACUUUGCGAUGUGCUGUUAUAUGAUGUUAUACGGUGUGAUAUGGAAGCGGAGAUAACGCAUCGCCGAAGUUGAUUGAUUAUUUUCCCAUAACAGCGCACCCUGUCAUGUUCAGCUAGCUUGAUUUCCAUCAUUCAAAGGUACCACAGUUAGGAGUUUAAAGGGUUAAAGGGUUAAUGUACUGUACUAAUGGACUGUCAUUACACUGCUGUAUUUUCUAUGUUUAUUAUGACUAUCCUAAUUUGCAUAUUGCAUCAAAGCUGAGAAGGAUAUGAAGGUUACUUUAUCAGCCUUAGUGAAUUAAUUUCCUCUCUUGUAAGAAUUCACUAUACAGAUAUCUAAGGGUAUUGUAGGGCUAUUUAAUCCAGCAGAAAACUGUCAUGUAUGAUGUUUUGGAUAAUGAGGAAUAAAAAAAAGAGGUGCUGAUGACUAAUUACACAGGAAAUGCUUGUGCUUUUCAUAGUGUUUUAUUAUGGUUUGCUGAGUGCUCCUGCCCAGAUAAGCUUAUUUCAGCCCACUUAGAUCAUCCUUUUGUGUAAAAAGCUGUGAAUGAAUGUUGAUUGUGCAAACAAUAUUACAAUGAAUAACCAUUUUUUGAAUUAUGCAAUAGGUAUCACAUUUAUUCAAAUAAA